Sphaerodactylus townsendi is the source of this 1611-nucleotide messenger RNA. RefSeq names its product rho GTPase-activating protein 4-like. Lineage: Eukaryota; Metazoa; Chordata; Lepidosauria; Squamata; Sphaerodactylidae. The record is from RefSeq and is a predicted model, not a curated record. The transcript has 11 exons. Bases 16 to 1611 code for a protein of 531 amino acids. Gene Ontology annotation, biological process: negative regulation of cell migration. Gene Ontology annotation, cellular component: cytoplasm.
UCAUCAUUGUGACCGAUGGGAUGGCGAACCUUCCAAGAAAUGCGCUGGCAGAUGGGUGAGCAGGUCCGAGGCCUCGACUCUCAGGCAGAGAGUCGCCAACAGUUGCUUCAGGAUGUAGCAGACUUCCUGCGCCGGAAGGCUGAGGUGGAGCAGGAGUAUUCCCGGGGGCUGGAGAAACUCUCUGAACGCUUCUCGGCUAAGAUCCGUGGCUCCAAGGAGCAUCAGAACUUCAGGAAAGACCAGAAUCUCCCGUCCCCCUUGAACUGCUGGUACACGAUCCUGAACCAAACACGGCAGGCGAGUCGGGACCACGGUGCGUUGAGCGAGAUUUACACAGGCCACCUAGCGCUGAGGCUGGGGCACAUCAGCGAUGACGUGGGGCGCCUGGCCAGGAAGAGCAAAGAGAUAGAACAGCAGAUGCAGGACGAGCUGCUGAAGUCAAUUUCAGAGUUGCAGACGGCCAUGAAGACUUACCAAACCUAUCGCAUAGACUGCCUGAACGCCGAGGGCAAGUUGCGCGAGGUGGAGCGCCAGGAGGAGAAACGGAGUGGAGGGAAGCACCUUGACCUUGGAGGGUCUCCUGGAGGGGCAGCGCUUGACAAGACACCCCGACGCUCCUCCCUCCGGAAGGUCGAACGGCUGCUUGAAAAGAGGCAGUCGAAGUUCCUGGAGAGCAAGCUGAAGUGCGCCAAGGCCCGGAACGACUACCUGCUGAGCUUGCAUGCUGCCAACGCUGCCACCAGCAAUUAUUACGUGCGGGAUGUUAAUGACCUGCUGGACUGUUUCGAUCUUGGCUUCCACCUUUCUCUGGGCAAAGUGCUGAAGACGUAUCUGGCGGCAGAGUCCCGGGCCCAGGCGUCUUGGCAGCAGGGCCUCUGCACCGUCGAAGGGGCUGUGGAUGCUUUGGACCCCCUGGGGGAUAAGUCCCGCUUGAUGGAGGCCAACCCCGCCGCCUAUUGCCCUCCGCUGUGCUUUGAUUACCAGCCGCAUGAAGGAGACGAGGUGUCCACCGUCCGAGCCGAAGGCCCCCUGAGAAACGAACUCGUCUCCCGCUUCCAGCAUAUCCAGUCUCGCCUCAACGCCAUAACUCUGGAGACUGAUGAGGUCAACAAAACCCUCAGGGCCACUCUGCAAAGCCUGCUAGACCUGUUGGCAGCAGAGGAGCCAGAGAUGCUCGACGCCUUCCAAGGCUGCCAGUCCACGGAGUCGCUUAAGUCCACCGGCUCCGAUGCCGGCGGGAAGCAAGCGCUGGCAAAGCGCCGGGCCAACCAGCAGGAGACGGAGAGCUUCUACAUUAUGGUACGGUCCUGGUGGAAUGGUAGCAUCGGAGACACCCUUUCUCACCCACUGCCUGUAAUGGCAGCUGUCUGCACCGCCUGUGUGCUGUCCUUGAUAGUUCUGGCAGCGGGUGCAGCUGGUCGUGACGUGUUCCUUUGGUGGCCGUGGCACUCAGCCGCUUCCACUAUUCACGUGCUGUGUGCUAGGCAGCAGGGAUCGUGGAUGGACACCGUCAAUAACAUCAACACAGGCAGAGAAACCCUCCGCACAACCUGCAAGUUUAAAUCCUUUUCCACAACCCCAGUGGAGUCAGAUUUAAAAGAGGACGAUUGA